AUGGGACGACCAUUCAGAGUUCUGUUGGUCUUCAGUCUAAUGUUGGCCACUAACGCUCAAGUGAAUCUUCAUGAAACAAACCAUUUCCUCUUCGCUGCUCCAGAAGACAACAUCACUCUGCCCUGUUUAAACAAAGAUGUUGAGUUUAGAGGAAGCGUCCAGACUGGGAGCUGUAUUGGAGCACACAGCGUUCACUGGUUCAAGAAGUCUGAAGAAUCCACAGCAGGAGUUCUCUACAGUCGUGGGAAUAGCAGUGAUCAGUGCGAGAAAAGCACGGACAGUCCAACAAACUCCUGCUUCUACAACCUCCACAUUCAUAACGAGCAGGACGAGGACUCUCUUCACUACGCUGCUCUGAACGUUCAGUCUUCCUCCAGACGACAGAGAGUCACGGUUCAGACAGACUGUGUUUACUCCAGAGUUCACCUGUAG
Molecule: messenger RNA, 432 nt
Organism: Knipowitschia caucasica
Lineage: Eukaryota; Metazoa; Chordata; Actinopteri; Gobiiformes; Gobiidae
Source: the annotation of a GenBank genome assembly